Molecule: messenger RNA, 2761 nt
Organism: Leptopilina boulardi
Lineage: Eukaryota; Metazoa; Arthropoda; Insecta; Hymenoptera; Figitidae
Exons: 4
Coding region: 105-1694 (529 amino acids)
Source: RefSeq, a predicted model, not a curated record
ACACGUCUUUAAAUAUUUCACUAUUUUUUGAGCGAAAAAGUUGUGAGAGCAUUGUAAAUUGUAGAUUCACCUUUAAUCGAAAUGUCAACAACAUAAACAGAGUCAUGAGUCAACGAAAGCAGUAUAAAACUCAUUUAGAUGAUGAAAAUUGUGCGAUUUCCAGAACUUCAAGUUGGAGAAAGAGAAAGAAACUUGAAUCGACUAACGAAAAUAAUUCAACACUUGAUGAACCAAGUUCAUUCACACGUGAUGAGGAAAAACUAGAAGAUGAAGUUGCGUCAAUGUCACUUUCGGAAAUGGAGAAAUCUUCUGAAUCGGAGUCGGAAGAACAAUGUCAUGAAAUAGAAGCAGACGAUGAUUGCUACAAUUGGUCAGAUAUCAUAUUCGGUGAAGAAGAAUAUAAUGAAGAUAACCCACAUGAAUAUAAUUACCAACAAUAUUUAGAAGAAGAAAGCGAGCUUGUCACACCUACUUCAAACUUGGACAAAAAAAUACAAAGCGAAAGAUUUUUUCAACCUCUCAAAAAAUCUAUACCUUUAAGUGAAGGUGAAAUUUUAAUGAUGGUGAUAAAGUAUAGCUUGCGAUUUAAUUUAACACACACGGCUGUCACUAACUUGAUUAAAAUGUUGAAUUGCUUUUUUCCAAGACCACUGCUACCAGAUACAAGAUAUUUAGUAGAUAAAAUUUUUUUCCCAAAAGAUAUUGCUACAUAUCAUUCAAUUUGUCCAAAUUGUGAAACAUACGCAGGUAAAUAUUCUCAUGAAUGUAUAGAAAAAGUAUGUGAAGUUUGUAACCAUAAAAUUCAGUUAAGAGACAGUAAUUAUGUGAGUUUUUAUGUAACAUUUUCUUUAUCAAAGGAAAUAAAAAGCGUACUAGAAUGUAACGAUGGCUAUUACGAUUUUGUUAUUAACGAGAGACAACACGAUAAUGGUGUUUAUGAAGACAUUUACGAUGGCCAAGCAUACAGAAAAUUUGUAAAAAAUUUAAGCCCUCAAGAUAAAAAUAAUUUUUGUACAUUAAUUUUUAACUCUGAUGGAGCACCCGUAUUCAAUAGUUCUUCAUAUUCGAUUUGGCCAUUACAAGUUAUUGUAAAUGAAACACCAAUUCAAGUUAGAACAUCAAAGAGUAUAGUCUAUGGUUUAUGGUUUGGAAAAGGUAAACCGGACAUGGAAGUUUUUCUACAAUCAUUUGUAGAUGAUGUAAAUCAUCUAUCAAACAAUGGAAUUCCGUGUACUAUUCGUGGUGAAGAACGAAUUAUUAAACCAUUUGCUGUGUGUUGCUGCGUUGAUACCAUAGCACGUGCUCCCAUGCAAGGAAUGCAUCAAUUCAAUAAAUAUGGAGCGUGCAAUUGGUGUAAGCACCCUGGUAAAUGGAUUCCAAAUAAGCAAAAUACUGGUGGUAGUGUUAAAUAUCCAUUAUUAAAAUCAUUACCUGAAGAUAAAACUGAAGAAGAAAUGAUUCUUUCCAUGUCACAACUAGUAAAUGAUGACAAACCAUUAUAUGCUAUUAAUGGUGUAUCGCCUUUAAUAAAUUUACAGCACUUCAACAUAAUUGAUGGAUUCACGCCUGACGAUAUGCAUUUUGCUAGACUUGGUGUGGCUAAGCAGUUUACAGAUUAUUGGUGUUCUUUUAAAAACUCAUCAUUAUCUAAAACUUUAAACUCUACCAAAAUGUAUGAGAUUGAUAACAUUUGAAAAUGAUUCAAGUUCCAAAUCAAAUUAUGCGUCCCUCCCGUCCCUUGCAAGAUCGACGUUAUUGGAAAGCAAAGGAGUGGGAAAACUGGAUUUUAUAUUUUAGUAUACCGAUCUUAACACAUUAUUUAGAAUCAAAAUAUGUUAAACAUUGGGCACUAUUUGUUCAAGUGUUCCAUGUAUCCCUGCAAUCAAAAAUAUCAAGAUUAGACAUGGAAAAUAUUGAGAGUUUACUAAAAAAAUUUCUAGUUGAAGCUGAACAACUAUAUACUAAACGAGUUGCAACAUAUAAUCUGCACCAAACCAUUCAUUGGCUAAAAGGAUUGAUAAAUUGGGGACCAGGAUGGACACAUUCAGGUUUCGUCUUCGAAUCUGGAAAUGGACGACUGAUAAAGAAUAUAAAUAGCUCGAAAGGUGUCACGAACCAAAUUGCACGAAACAUCGCAAUGCAGAGCAGUGAUCAUAUUUUGUCAAAAAGCGUUUUACCAACAUGUUCCAAAAAUGUUGAAAAUUUUUGUAAAAAAUUGCAAACCAGAAAUACACUCAAGUCAUUUGCAUUCAGAUCAAAAAGGUAUUUUGGACGUGCUACUCAUGUAGAAAGUAAAUGGAGAGAACAAUUGGAAUUAUCACCAAAUGCACUCUAUUACAAAAGGAUGGUCAAGGAUAGAUGUUUAUAUUCAUCAUCAAAAAUUAAAUGCAAUCGUUCAAACAAUACCAUUGCUGUAUGCAAUGAUGGUCAAUUUGUACAAAUUGUAUAUUUUAUAGUUGACGAAUUUACAGCCAAAGAAUUUUGCGUCUGUGAAUUAAUAAACACUGAAACAUUGUAUCCAAGUCAGUUAACGGUAAUAAAAAGAAUAACUUCAUCAUCGAAUGAAUUAGUAGCUAUAGACACAAAUGAAAUCAACAGGAUUUGCGUUUCUGUCAAAGUGAAAAAUAUAUCAUACAUUUCCCCUGUGCCUAAUUUGCAUUAUAUGUAAAAAUCAUCCACAGGAAACGUAUUUUAUAAUAGAAUACUUUAAUAAUUAAUUUUAUAAAAUCAUAAUUUAUAAUUCUUACGUUAAUUAUUUAAA